This is a messenger RNA of Dracunculus medinensis (Guinea worm), 267 nucleotides long. The record is from the annotation of a GenBank genome assembly. Lineage: Eukaryota; Metazoa; Nematoda; Chromadorea; Rhabditida; Dracunculidae.
GGUAUAAAACUUGGUUUAGGGGACUUCAUUUUCUACAGUGUUUUGGUGGGUAAAGCAAGUAGUUAUGGUGAUUGGAAUACUACAAUUGCAUGUUACGUUGCUAUUUUAAUAGGUUUAUGUUUUACACUUGUUCUUCUCGCUGUAUUUCGUAAAGCGCUACCAGCCUUACCAGUCUCCAUAUUUGCUGGACUUAUUUUUUAUUUUAGUACCCGUGAAAUAGUUACACCGUUUUGCACAGCUAUUUCAUUACGGCAGAUUGUUUUUUAA